Molecule: messenger RNA, 817 nt
Organism: Arabidopsis thaliana (thale cress)
Lineage: Eukaryota; Viridiplantae; Streptophyta; Magnoliopsida; Brassicales; Brassicaceae
Gene: AGL97
Product: AGAMOUS-like 97
Exons: 1
Coding region: 17-817 (266 amino acids)
Biological process (GO): positive regulation of transcription by RNA polymerase II
Cellular component (GO): nucleus
Molecular function (GO): DNA-binding transcription factor activity, RNA polymerase II-specific; protein dimerization activity; DNA binding
Source: RefSeq, marked reviewed
UGAGAAAAAAAACAGAAUGGGUGGCGUGAAGAGGAAGAUUGCUAUAGAGAAGAUACAGAACAAAAAUCCACGAGCGGUUUCAUUCUCCAAACGUCGUAAGGGUCUGUAUAGCAAAGCUUCUGAACUUUGUCUUCUCUCGGACGCAGAGAUUGCGAUCAUAGCGACUCCUGUUUCUUCUAAUUCCAACGCCGCUUUCUACAGUUUUGGCCACUCCUCUGUUGAUAAUGUCGUCGCUGCUUUUCUCGCCAAUCAGCGUCCUUGUGAUGAAAGGUUUUGGUGGGAAGAUGAGAGUCUUCUAAAAUCAGAGAAUCUGGAGGAGUUGAGAGAGGCGAUGGAUUCAAUGUCGACUAUGUUGCGAGAUCUCAAGGAGUUGGAGAAGCAAAGAGAUCAUCAAACGCAAACCCUAAUUCAUCAGCCGUGUUCUGCAAGGGUUUGCAUUCAAGAUUAUGUAACUGUGAAUUUCGAUGGGUUUAACACGGAAGAGCAAACCCUAGCGGUUUCUGACAAUAGUAACAACAACGGUUUACUUGGAAACUUGGAUGAGUGCAAUGAAGAUUUUGAUGAUCUCGAUCAAAUCUUCGAUACGGUGACAAACUCUGAAUUUUUAUCGGUGAAUUUGGAGAUGGAUGAUGUAACUGUGAAUUCUGAAGGGAACACGGAAGAGCAAACCCUAGCGGUUUCUGACAAUAGCAACAACAACGGUUUACUUGGAAACUUGGAUGAGUGCAAUGAAGAUUUUGAUGAUCUCGAUCAAAUCAUUGAGUAUUUGACAAGCUCUGAAGCUUUAUCCAUGAAUUUAAAGAUGGAUGAUGUCUGA